This is a messenger RNA of Tripterygium wilfordii, 2153 nucleotides long. Its product is annotated as sulfate transporter 3.1-like. Gene Ontology annotation, biological process: transmembrane transport. The coding region runs from base 50 to 2038 and encodes 662 amino acids. The transcript is spliced from 12 exons. Gene Ontology annotation, molecular function: secondary active sulfate transmembrane transporter activity. Gene Ontology annotation, cellular component: membrane. The record is from RefSeq and is a predicted model, not a curated record. NCBI's taxonomy places the organism in Eukaryota, Viridiplantae, Streptophyta, Magnoliopsida, Celastrales, Celastraceae.
CCUCCACCGUUCAACGCCACCACCACCGUCAAAAUAACUCAAAUCCAAAAUGGGCAACGUAGAUUAUGAAUAUGGGAAUGAGGAGGCCGUCCACACCCACCACCACCUCCAACACCACCAAGUGGAGGUUCCGCCGCGACAGCCUUUCUUUAAGUCGCUAAAGUACUCUCUAAAGGAGACAUUCUUCCCGGACGACCCUCUUAGGCAGUUCAAGAACCAACCUCCUUUAAAGAGAUUCAUAUUGGGAGUUCAGUACUUCUUGCCUAUCUUUGAAUGGGGUCCACGUUACACUUUUCAGUUCUUCAAAGCUGACCUCAUCUCCGGCAUCACCAUUGCCAGCUUGGCCAUCCCUCAGGGCAUCAGCUACGCCAAACUCGCUAACUUGCCUCCAAUUCUCGGCCUCUAUUCGAGUUUUGUUCCUCCAUUAAUCUAUGCAAUGAUGGGGAGUUCCAGGGACUUGGCGGUUGGUACGGUGGCCGUGGCGUCGCUGCUCACGGCUUCCAUGUUGGGAGAUGAAGUUAGUGCUAAGGACAACCCUACGCUCUAUCUUCAUCUGGCUUUUACGGCGACGUUUUUCGCCGGAGUUUUUCAAGCUUCCUUAGGAUUGUUAAGGCUAGGGUUUAUCGUGGAUUUUCUAUCACAUGCAACGAUAGUAGGGCUCAUGGCAGGAGCAGCAACAGUGGUAUGUCUGCAACAGCUAAAAGGGAUUCUUGGACUUGAUCACUUCACUCAUGCCACCGAUGUCGUCUCUGUCAUGCGCUCUGUCUUUAGCCAAACUCAUGAGUGGAGAUGGGAAAGUGGUGUCUUGGGUUGCUGCUUCCUUUUCUUCCUUCUCGUCACUAGAUACUUUAGCAAGAAACGACCAAAGUUCUUCUGGAUAUCGGCAAUGGCACCAUUAACGUCUGUCAUCCUUGGUACCCUCGUUGUAUAUCUCACCCACGCUGAAAAACAUGGCGUUCAAGUGAUAGGAGACUUAAAGAAGGGGCUAAAUCCACCGUCCAUCGCAGAUCUGGUUUUCACUGGGCCCUAUAUGUCAACGGCUCUCAAAACAGGAAUCGUCACGGGCAUCAUCGCUCUUGCUGAAGGAAUAGCAGUGGGAAGAAGCUUUGCAAUGUUCAAGAAUUACCACAUAGAUGGGAACAAAGAGAUGAUUGCUAUUGGCACAAUGAACAUUGUCGGCUCUUGUACUUCUUGUUACCUCACAACAGGGCCAUUCUCAAGAUCAGCAGUGAACUACAAUGCAGGAUGCAAGACAGCAGUGUCAAACAUAGUGAUGGCGUUGGCAGUGAUGAUCACAUUGUUGUUCUUGACUCCAUUGUUUCACUACACUCCCUUAGUGGUGCUCUCCUCAAUCAUAAUCUCUGCCAUGCUUGGCAUCAUAGACUAUGAAGCAACAAUUCAUCUCUGGAAAGUCGACAAAUUUGAUUUCUUGGUGUGCAUUAGCGCAUUCGUUGGUGUCGUGUUUCGCAGUGUCGAAAUCGGCUUAGUCAUAGCGGUUGCGAUUUCAGUGCUGAGGGUGCUAUUGUUUGUGGCUAGACCAAGGACUAUUGUUCUUGGUAAUAUUCCCAAUUCAAUGAUCUUUAGAAAUGUUGAGCAAUACCCAAAUGCAAGACGUGCUCCUGGGAUCCUCAUACUUGAAAUUGAUGCUCCAAUUUACUUUGCCAACUCUAGCUACUUGAGAGAAAGAAUCAUGAGAUGGAUUGAUGAGGAGGAAGACAAACUUAAAUCUUCAGGGGAAACCAGCUUACAGUAUGUUAUAUUGGACAUGGGAGCUGUUGGAAACAUUGAUACGAGUGGAAUCGGCAUGCUUGAAGAAACCAAGAAAAUUCUUGACAGAAGAGACCUCAAGCUUGUAUUGGCAAACCCUGGAAGUGAAUUAAUGAAGAAGUUCAACAAAUCAAGCUUGAUAGAGAAAUUGGGGAAGGAAUGGAUAUAUCUAACAGUUGGGGAAGCUGUGGCAGCAUGCAACUUUAUGCUUCACACUUGCAAAUCAAAGCCGGACAAAGAUGAUUCAUUAGAGUCAUUGAACAAUGUCUAAGCCAAUAAGUACAUAUGUAGACUAUAUCUAUCAAACCCAUAUGACUAGGCUUUGAUAUGUAAUUUUUGCAAUUAAUGUAAGAUAUAUGUUCAUAAUUAUGAAAUGAAAUUUUUUA